AUGAAACGUGCAGCUGAAAACGGUCACAUAGAGAUUGUUAAGCUGUGCAAAGAGUGGGGUGAGACAGAAUUUGAUUUGCUGAUGGCACUUGCAGCUCUCAAUGGUCACAUCGAGAUUGUUAAGCUGUGCAAAGAGUGGGGUGCGACAGACUUUAAUUGGGCUCUACGAAAUGCAGCUGAAAAUGGUCACAUCGAGAUGGUUAAGAUGUUCAAAGAGUGGGGUGCGACAGACUUUAAUUGGGCUCUACGAAAUGCAGCUCUCAAUGGUCAGAUAGAGAUUGUUAAACUGUGCAAAGAGUGGGGUGCGACAGACUUUAAUGGGGCCAUUCUUAAUGCAGCUGAAAAUGGUCACAUCGAGAUUGUUAAACUGUGCAAAGAAUGGGGUGCGACAGAGUUUAAUGGGGCUCUAGGAAAUGCAGCUGAAAAUGGUCACAUCGAGAUUGUUAAGCUGUGCAAAGAGUGGGGUGCGACGAACUUUAAUGGGGCCAUGGGACUUGCAGCUUUCAAUGGUCACAUCGAGAUUGUUAAGCUGUGCAAAGAGUGGGGUGCGACGAACUUUAAUUGGGCCAUGAAACUUGCAGCUUUCAAUGGUCACAUCGAGAUUGUUAAGCUGUGCAAAGAGUGGGGUGCGACGAACUUUAAUUGGGCCAUGAAACUUGCAGCUUUCAAUGGUCACAUCGAGAUUGUUGUAUUGCUGCGUGGUUUUGAUGUCAUUCAUGAUGAAUUGCUGCGACAUCAUCACAAGCGCAAUUUUUAUGUAAAAAUAUGGAAUGAGGUACUAGCAGUGGCGUGGCAUCCGGAUCGAUUUUGGAAUUGGUGUGUAGAUGAGGAAGAAAAGCGCGAGAUCUCUAAAUUAUGGUAAUGUCCAGUAUUUUGAUCCUGGUUGAGGUUUAAAAAAUCUAUAAUAAAGAGAUGCCUUUCCUAUCUGCAGAACA
Molecule: messenger RNA, 934 nt
Organism: Hydractinia symbiolongicarpus
Lineage: Eukaryota; Metazoa; Cnidaria; Hydrozoa; Anthoathecata; Hydractiniidae
Product: ankyrin repeat domain-containing protein 50-like
Exons: 2
Coding region: 1-861 (286 amino acids)
Molecular function (GO): protein binding
Source: RefSeq, a predicted model, not a curated record